AUGGAACGCUCAACUCAUAGCUCAACGAGCGACACCUCCUCAACCACACAAUCAUUCAACAUGCACAUCGAAGAAGGCACUCCUUCACUUCGACGCUCGCGACUCCUAAACCUCACCACAUCAAAACCCUUCAUCCCGAAUCACCUCUUCAAGACCCUCUUCUUUAUCACAACCCUAAUCUGCAUCGCCGAAUACCUCUACAUAAACCACCUAACCACCUCCAACACCCGCAUCCCAAACGACCCCUACGACAACACCUUCGCCCUCAUAACGAACCCCACAAACCCCUCCCUCUGGUCCCCCUCCCACCAGAACUUCAUCCACAGCGCCGUGCCCGUGCCAGUGCACUCCCACAACGACUACCUGCAUCGGAUCCCUCUCUUCGAAGCCCUCGCUUCAGGCUGCAUCAGCGUCGAAGCCGACGUCUACUUACAAAAUGCCGACUUGCUGGUCGGUCAUAAAGCGCGGGAUUUACAACCCUCCUCCACGCUGCGGUCGUUAUAUCUAGAACCACUCCAACGCAUGCUCGUCGCGCAGAGUGGACGCGGAAUCUUCGAUCGCGCGCCUAGCCAAACAGUCGUCUUGCUCGUCGACCUGAAAUCCGACGGGGGAGACACAUUCGCGGAAUUACACGCCCAACUGGAACCAUUGCGCGAGCUCGAUUAUCUCACGUACUGGAACGGCAGCGCCAGAGUAAACCGACCGCUUACCAUCGUCGCGACGGGGAAUGCAGAAUUCGUAUCCAUCACCGCGUUGAAUAGUACGCACCGGGAUAUAUUCUACGAUGCGCCCCUCCAUACCCUGCGUUCCAGUGCUGAUGAUCUAGAUAUCCAGCCCCCUCGGUAUGGAUACAACACCUCCAACUCGUACUUAGCAUCCACGGAGUUCAAGAACGCGAUUUUGUAUACGCACAAGAAUGAAAGUAGUGCGUGGACGAAAGACGCGAGUCAGACGCAGAUAGAGCAGGCGCAGGAUAGGGGACUGGUGUCGAGGUAUUGGGACACGCCUGCUAGUCCGCCGAAUACGCGGGAUAUUGCGUGGAGGGUGUUGGUGGAGAGGGGGGUGGGGGUUUUGAAUAUGGAUGAUUUGGGGAUGGUGAGGGGAAGGGGGAGGGGGUGGGGACGGUUGGAGUUGAAGUAG
Glarea lozoyensis ATCC 20868 is the source of this 1140-nucleotide messenger RNA. Its product is annotated as PLC-like phosphodiesterase. The record is from RefSeq and is a predicted model, not a curated record. NCBI's taxonomy places the organism in Eukaryota, Fungi, Ascomycota, Leotiomycetes, Helotiales, Helotiaceae. Bases 1 to 1140 code for a protein of 379 amino acids. The transcript is spliced from 2 exons. Gene Ontology annotation, molecular function: phosphoric diester hydrolase activity. Gene Ontology annotation, biological process: lipid metabolic process.